This is a messenger RNA of Pleuronectes platessa (European plaice), 2102 nucleotides long. It is a transcript of the gene haus8, whose product is annotated as HAUS augmin like complex subunit 8. Gene Ontology annotation, cellular component: cytoplasm; centrosome; nuclear microtubule. The transcript is spliced from 10 exons. The record is from RefSeq and is a predicted model, not a curated record. Gene Ontology annotation, biological process: spindle assembly; centrosome cycle. The coding region runs from base 174 to 1271 and encodes 365 amino acids. Lineage: Eukaryota; Metazoa; Chordata; Actinopteri; Pleuronectiformes; Pleuronectidae. Gene Ontology annotation, molecular function: microtubule binding.
ACCAUUGCAUCACUGUAUGUUUCUGGGGGCUGACUAAACUGGCGUACAGGCGGGUCUUUCUCAAACCACUCCGUCCUGUGUUUGUCUCUAAGCAGCAGAAAGAAGCGCAUCUCAUGAAGAUGUAGCUUCAGGACAAGUUUCCUUCUCUCCAUCGUACUCUGCUCCAAAACAUUAUGGCGUCGAGAAGAGCAACAAUAGCACCAAGUGCUUUAAAAAGCACUGACGCUUUAAGUUCGAAAAGUGGGAGCAAUGCGAAUAAAACCAACAACAGCGGAAACGCUAGGAAAAGUGUGAAGACAAGUGGAACGAUAGUCAAGUCUCGAUAUAUGCAGUCUGCUGAGAAGUCAUCACUUUCGAAGAGUAACUCGCUGACCAACGAGUCUAUUGCCGGGCCACUGAGGCCUAUCUCACCUAAACCCAGUGGUGUCAGACCAAAGCUGGGCGUGUCACCAAGGCGCUCCAUGGCCCCACAGGCUCUUGCAACAUCCAUCAUGUCACGGGAAACGGAACCGUCGCUACUCGGGGAAAGUAUUCUACAGUCUACUUUCUCAGCUGGACCCUGCUUUCGACCAGAGUUUGAUAUUUCAGUCAUUAAAGAGAAAACAGUGAUGGAAAAAGCAGCAGAACCCGAGAGACACCCAGAAGAGGAGAAGAGGGACAUUGAGUUGCAAACGUUACGACUGGCCUACCUCACAGCUAAGAUGGAGAGCAAUACUGCAAAACUCAAGGCUGAGGCAGAGGCAAAGAUCCUGCAGAUAAUGGAGGAAGACGAGGCGCUGCAUAAAGACGUCCAUGAGAAGAAGCGCCAGUACCUACUCGCAGAGAAGAACAGGCUGAUGAAUGAGCUGCUGGAUUUGCAGAUUGCUGCACUGACUCCUGUGGCAGAAGCUGCUCAGCAGUUCACAGAGCACUACAACUCUUUUGCAACCGCUGUUGACACCACCAGACAUGAGCUGCCUGUCAAGAACUUCUACAUCGAUGGAGACCGAAGGGAAUUUCUAGAUAAAGCUGAGGUUUGCCUGAAGGAGAGUGAGCAGCUGUUGCUGGGCUGUACAGAGGGAGAUUAUAAGGACAACAGCACCUCUCUUGAGUGCCUCAGGAACAUCAAAAUGACAUCAAACGGCAUCAGCCAGCAGCUUUCAGGUGCAUUUUCAGAGCUGCUGGAGCUGUCUUCAUCAGCCGGUCGACAUACAAUCCUCGUCCAGCAGGCCGUGGAGGAAGAGCAGCUCGGUCCUGCAAGAACCCACGAGCUCUACUGCCCCAAACAGUGACAGAUGCCACACAGCAUGGGAUACAUAGCAAAUGCACUUUGAUAACCCCAAUUCCCUUUGUGACAUUCGUGACAUUGUGUACUGUCAAAUGUUUUUGUGUGCUGUAUUAUGAAUUUGUAAAUGUAAAUAUGAAGGCUAGGGUUAGCUAACCUCUAGCUGAGCUGCAGGGCGGAUGGCUCCGCUUUCAAAAUUUGUCACGGCCCCUGGGCUUUUCACUCAUUUGGAGAGACGGACAGAGCAGCGUCACUGAGCUCAGACGUCCGAUGAGGGCUUUUCAGAAUAAAACCUCUGCGUAACACGUUUGAUGUAAAAUUUGGAUUAUUACUUUUCAAUCCUCAGUAGCAAAACGGCAGAGUAAAAAUAGACAUGUAACUUAAAGUCAAAAUAAGUAAAGAUACAAUAUAGACACAAGGAAAGACAAACAAAUAAUACAUUUACAAAGUAAGGAAGCUAAAUGUGUUUCUAAAUGGUUCGGCAUUGGGUUGGGUGAUAUGGCCAAAACCUGCAUCAAGAUAAAUGUCACAUUGUUGUUACUUCAAGUUUAAAGAUGGAUUUUUAUUCCUAAGCGUGGGUCUGGGUUUUUAACUCUUCCUGGUGAAGAGAAUGACAAACACUUAAUGAAACAGCAAAACAUUAUACAACCUGCAGUUGAUCAAUUAUGUGUUAUACUCAGUCGCUGUAUUUGCACAACGCAUAAGCACUACAUAGACAAGUAUUGAUCUUAUAUUUCUAUUGAUAAAAAUAUAUAUAUAUUAAAAACAAUAAUAAAAAAAUGAAUUAAAAAAAAUUAUUACAAAAAAUAUUUAAAAAAAAUUUUUUUAAAUAACGAAA